This is a messenger RNA of Leptosomus discolor (cuckoo roller), 464 nucleotides long. The record is from RefSeq and is a predicted model, not a curated record. Lineage: Eukaryota; Metazoa; Chordata; Aves; Leptosomiformes; Leptosomidae.
ACGUGCAUAAGAGCGUGAUGGAGGAGCUGAAGAGAAUAAUCGACGACAGCGAAAUCACAAAAGAAGAUGAUGCUCUGUGGCCUCCUCCUGACAGAGUUGGUCGACAGGAGCUUGAAAUAGUAAUUGGUGAUGAGCACAUCUCCUUUACCACGUCAAAAAUCGGUUCACUCAUUGAUGUAAAUCAAUCCAAGGAUCCAGAAGGCUUGAGAGUGUUCUACUACCUGGUCCAGGACCUUAAGUGUCUAGUCUUCAGUCUUAUUGGACUACACUUCAAGAUUAAGCCAAUUUAAACGAAAUAAACUGAAGUUUGUACUGAGUGUCUGUAUGGGGGGCGGGGGGGUGCUGUUUCAGUUCCUCAGUGUUUCUGGCCUGAAGUUUUUAUGUAUGUUAGAAUUUUUUUUUUUUUUUUUUACAAACUGUCAGUGACGUUCUUAAUAAAAUGGUGAAAUCUGUAUUUUUAAUUU